Molecule: messenger RNA, 5129 nt
Organism: Setaria italica (foxtail millet)
Lineage: Eukaryota; Viridiplantae; Streptophyta; Magnoliopsida; Poales; Poaceae
Product: DNA topoisomerase 3-alpha
Exons: 24
Coding region: 2179-4932 (917 amino acids)
Biological process (GO): DNA topological change
Cellular component (GO): nucleus; chromosome
Molecular function (GO): DNA topoisomerase type I (single strand cut, ATP-independent) activity; DNA binding; zinc ion binding
Source: RefSeq, a predicted model, not a curated record
AUUAGUUUUAUAAUUAACUCAUAUUUAGUUCUCCUAAAUAGCCUCUGAAUAUUCGAUGUGACACGGACUAAACUUUAGCUCCAAGAUCCGAACACCCCCUGAGAUCAUCGUUUACUGUUUUCCGUUAAGACCAAGCGUCCGCACCAGUUCUAUCGUCUUCCAUCCCGGAUGCGUGCCUCGCAAGGUUCUGUAAAUGUCAAACUCUUGAUUUCGUCGCAGAUUCCUUAUGAAUCCUAGCCAAAUUCAUUUGACUGUGACACCGUGUAUCCGCGGUUGCUAGGUGCUGAUGUGGAUUUCUUUCGUGAUUUGAGCUUUUGCCUAGGUCCGCGGCAACCGGCAAGAUCAGAGCUUCUUCCUCUUGCACACACCUUUGUGAGAAAACAACAAUGCGGACUUCUGAGAAGGGGGCUCCUAUCUGGCUUCGGUGGGCCAGAUAGGGAGGAUGGAUUAGAGGCCCAUUAAACCCACAACCAUCUCCUUCUUCCCUACCGUUUCCUCUUCUUCCCUAGACUCCACCGCCCGCCCCUUCCUCCGCCGCCCCGGCCGGCAGCUGCCGCGCCACCCGGCCACAACCCAACGCUGCCUCCUCCAACCCGCUCGCUGGCGCUCCUCCUCACCCUCGUCGCCGGCCCCUUCCACUAAAUAGCCACCUUCUUCUUCCCCAGGCUUCCCCCCUCCCCACCGCCACCUCCACUGCCCCGGUCGGUGGCGAGCAAGCUCGUCGCCGCGUCGCCCGCCCUCCAACCACCGCUGCCCCCUCCGGCCCGCCCUUCCUAAUCCGGCGGCGCUCCUCACGCCCGCCACCGACCACUGCCCACCGGAUGGCCAGCCCUGCCCGGCCAGCGGCGCUCCCGCGUCGCCUUGCCUCCGCCGCCGGCCAACCCGCCACCUCCGCCCCCCGCCGACCUCCUCUUCUAAGGCCGGUGGGCAUUGGAGCCCCCCGGAACCCCCAAACCCUAACCCUAAGGUCCCCCGACCUCGACGCCGCCGGCCGCUCCCGCCCACCGCCCACCCUCCGACCUCGGGCACCGGAGGAACGGUGGACAGCAGCGGCGCGUGAGGACAAGCAGAAGCUAGGGCGCGCGGGGAGAAGAUAGGGCGCACGGGGAGGAGAGGAGAUCGGACGGUCCAUGUGGUGUGCACCAAUCUUAAAGCACCGGAAGCCAUAUAAGAUACUAGCUUCCGGAAGUCAGAUAGGAUUGGCUAGAAGGCCACAUGAAGCCCAUAACCUUAUCUAUCCAGAUGGGCCCGUUAAGCUGCAAAGCCCAGCCCAAUUACAUUAAAAAAAGGGUGAAAUACCUAGGAUGGUAAUGGGUAAAUUCCCGUUGGGUAUGGUCAUCCGGAUCCAUCCCCACCAUAAAAAUUUGAGACCACCAGAAUGCCCAUACCCAGCUCUAGGCGAGGAAUUUCCUCAGACCCAUACCCAAUAAGGUAAAUCAUGAGCUGGCGAGGAAUUUCCUCAGACCCAUACCCAAUAAGGUAAAUCAUACCCGGCGGGUCACCCAUACCCGCCAAUAGUUUAUUUAAGCACAUGAAAUCAGCACUUUAGCAGCAACCACUAGUCCCAGAACACAUAAAAUUAGACAAAUAAUAGCAUAUAAUAAUCUCUACGGAUCACAUAACACCAUCACACAAGUCAUUCUAUCAUUACAUUACAUAGCCAAAAGGGAUACAUAAAUAAAUCUCCAGGUUCAUUGUAGUCAAUAUAUAUAGGACAACAAACAUGCUUAGAUUUGGAAUGGAGCGAGGGGGGUAGGGGCUUGUUCGGUUGUUCCCGUAGCCUGCAGUGGAUAGGGGUGGGAAUGUGGGGUUAGGUGGAGUGGGGGAGAGGAUUAUAUAUUUAGAGUUUCACCUUAUGGCCUGGUGCUUGGUGCGCUUCUUUACUUUUGGGCUGGUUAUUUUUCACCCACGGAUCAACGGGUAUGAGACUGUUGGAACAUACCCAUACCUGCGUAUCCGAUGGGUGAAGGGUUUGAUCUAUUUAUGUACCCAUGGGUAGUGUAUUUAGUUCAUAUUCAAAUCCGAAUGGAGUAAAUACCCAUCGGGUAUCGGGUCGCGGGUCCCAUUACCAUCUUGAGAAAUACCCUAACCGCUUCGCCAAGCUGGAAAUUUCAAAACCUCCCGCCCUUCUGUCCCAAUCCAAUCCCCCGCCGCGGCACCCAGUCCCCCCCUUUCGCGAUGCAGCCCGGCGGCGGCGGCGGCGCGAUCCGCGUGCUGAACGUGGCGGAGAAGCCGUCGGUGGCGAAGGCCGUGGCGGAGAUCCUGUCGCGCGGCUCGAUGCAGUCGCGGGCGGGGCGGUCCCCGUACAACCGCGUCUUCGAGUUCAACUACGCCAUCAACGGCCGCGCCUGCCGCAUGCUCGUCACCUCUGUCACGGGCCACCUCAUGGAGCUCGAAUUCGACGACCGGUUCCGCCGCUGGCACUCCUGCGACCCCGCCGAUCUCUUCCACGCCCCAGUCCGCAAGUCCGUGCCCCAGGACAAGCAGGCCAUAAAACAAACUUUGGAAGAAGAAGCUAGGAGGUGCCAGUGGCUGGUGCUAUGGCUUGAUUGUGACAGAGAGGGUGAGAACAUAGCAUAUGAAGUGAUCGAGGUUUGUACAGGUGCCAACAGUCAUCUUAACAUUUGGAGGGCUCGUUUCUCAGCUUUGAUUGACAGGGAAAUACAUGAAUCUGUGCAACAUCUCGGCAGACCCAACAAACUAUUUGCGGAUGCUGUGGAUGCAAGACAGGAAAUUGACCUUCGCAUUGGUGCCUCCUUUACAAGGUUUCAAACAAUGCUGUUAAAAGAUGCAUUUGUAAUUGAUGUCACUGGGGAUGACAGGAAUUUAGUUCUGAGCUAUGGUCCUUGUCAGUUUCCAACGCUAGGAUUCAUUGUUGAGCGUUUCUGGGAGAUUCAAGCUCAUGAACCUGAAGAGUUCUGGACGAUAAAUUGUACUCAUACUUCUGAUGAAGGCACUGCAUCUUUUGGUUGGAUACGUGGUCAUUUGUUUGAUUACCCAUCUGCUGUUAUACUCUAUGAAAUGUGUGUGGAAGAACCAAUGGCAACAGUUCAAAAUGUUAGAAAUCAAGAAAAAUUAAAAUACCCCCCAUAUCCACUAAGUACAUUGGAGCUUCAAAAACGUGCUUCUAGGUACUUCAGAAUGAGUUCAGAACACACAAUGAAGGUGGCUGAAGAACUUUAUCAAGCUGGAUUCAUUAGUUAUCCAAGGACAGAAACUGAUAACUUCUCUCCAAACACUGACCUGCAUGCAAUUGUACGUGAACAAGUGGAGCAUCCAGUAUGGGGAGCAUAUGCUCAUCGACUUCUAACUCCUGAAGAAAGACUUUGGAGAAAUCCCAGUAAUGGUGGUCAUGAUGACAAGGCACAUCCUCCUAUUCAUCCAACCAAAUUUUCAAGAGGUGAAAAUAACUGGAGCCCUGACCACAAUAGAUUAUAUGAGCUUGUUGUUCGCCAUUUCCUUGCAUGUUGCUCUCAACCAGCUGUUGGAGCUGAAACAACUGUGGAAAUUGACAUAGCUGGUGAACAGUUUAAUGCAUCAGGGCGUGUUGUACUUGCUAAAAAUUAUUUGGAUGUUUAUCGCUUUGACUCAUGGGGUGGCACAUUACUUCCAACGUACAACAUUGGACAGCAGUUUGUUCCGACAACUUUAACACUUGAUUCUGGAGUGACUCGGCCACCCCCUCUUCUUGCUGAAGCUGACCUUCUUAGUUGUAUGGAUAAAGCAGGAAUUGGCACUGAUGCAACCAUGCAUGAUCACAUAAAGAAGUUGCUUGACCGUUGUUAUGCAACCAAAGAUGAAAACACACGUUUCUCGCCGACAAAUCUUGGUGAGGCAUUGGUAAUGGGUUAUGAUGAAAUGGGGUAUGAGCUUUGGAAGCCUUAUUUAAGAUCAAUGAUGGAAGCUGAUAUGAAAUCAGUAAGCAUAGGUACAAAGAGUAAAUCACAAGUACUUGAGAGUUGUUUGCAACAGAUGAAGGCUUGCUUUCUUGAUGCAAGGGUGAACAAAGCGAAGCUCCUUGAUGCAAUGGGGACAUUCUUUGCAAGAUCUAAUAGGCCUGUAAAUGAGACACAAAACCCGAUAGAGGUUGUGAGGCCGUGUGCUGCAUGCCGCGAAUCUGAAAUGGUGCUGAAGCAAAAGCAGAAUGGUGAAUUUAUGGUUGGUUGCCGAAGUUAUCCACAAUGUAGAAAUGUGGUAUGGCUCCCAGGAUCUCUUUCAGAAGCGUCUGUAACUAAUCAAGUUUGUCCUAUCUGCACACCAGGCCCUGUUUAUAAGAUUCAAUUUAAAUUCCGUCGGAGGGAUAUUCCACCAAAUUUUGAUGUUGAUCACCUAGGUUGUAUUGGUGGAUGCGAUGAUAUACUCAAAGAGCUUACGGAAAUAAGUAGGUUCGGAAGUCGUAGCCAGGCUGCAACACCAGCAAGAGGACAGACUCCGAAUGGUGUGAGGCAGGGGCCUCCAAGGCAGGAUUUACAUACUAAUUUUCGUCCAGCAGGCCAGCUUAAUAAUGAGAACCCAUCGGUUAUGCAUUCUCAAGGUUUCCGUUCAACCCAUACCCAAAACCAAAGUAACACAUCAGAUGCAGGCCAAGUGCUGUGCACUUCAUGUGGAGAACUCUGCAUAUCACGAAUUGCUAAUACAGAGGCUAACAGGGGAAGGAAGUUCUAUAAAUGUGAAGACCCUGGCUGUGGCUUCUUUAAAUGGGAAGACGAACUGGAUAACGCUACGCCGAGAGGCCGGCGCGGGCGCGGUAGCAGCAGGCAGGCGCCAGCAUCUGCAGGACGGAGAGGCGGCGCCCAAGCGCGCGGCCGGAGGGGCAGAGGCCGUAACACUGAUGGCGGGAUGUUCGUUUCAGCGACGGGCGACCCUUCCCGCUGCUGCUUCACCUGCGGCGAUCCUUCCCACUUCGCCAACGCCUGCCCGAACCGGAGAUAGUUACCGGGAACUUGCUCGCUGUGCGUGUACAGAGACUGGCGGUCUUCGCGAAACGCUAAACCAUUUUCAGGUGGGUAGGAUUAGGAUUCAUGUGCACCUGGCCUGCUCAGGGUAAUUCUGUUCUAGACAACUAAACAAAAUGCGGUUAUUACUAGUACGUGUACAUAGGUAUGGUUGCUUUGCUUGGAAAAAAGUCA